Molecule: messenger RNA, 4890 nt
Organism: Pseudophryne corroboree (corroboree frog)
Lineage: Eukaryota; Metazoa; Chordata; Amphibia; Anura; Myobatrachidae
Gene: RHBDL1
Product: rhomboid like 1
Exons: 8
Coding region: 691-1809 (372 amino acids)
Cellular component (GO): membrane
Molecular function (GO): serine-type endopeptidase activity
Source: RefSeq, a predicted model, not a curated record
ACCACCGUUCCGUCUCAUUGGCAUUCGCGGGCGGUCCCCGGGCCUGUGUGUAGCAGAGGGGGGGAUGUGACAGCGUGGAUCGGGUGUGUGAGCCCCACUGACUGACAGCGCCGACCCGGCUGCACUGCAUCCAGCCGCCGUGUCCCCCUGCUCAUCCCCGGCAGCUCAGCAUCCUGCACACACUGCACCUGCCCAUCAUCCCGGCCUCUGCUGCUGCUGCUCCCCCGUACUCACCCUCACAGCUGCCCCCCCCCCCCCCCCCCCCGCACUCACCCUCCGCUGCUUCUCUCCUGCACUCACCCUCCGCUGCUUUUCUCCUGCACUCACCCUCACUGCUCCCCCUGCACUCACCCUCGCUGCCUCCCCCUGCACUCACCCUCGCUGCCUCCCCCUGCACUCACCCUCCGCUGCCUCCCCCUGCACUCACAUUCACUACUCCCCCUGCACUCACCCUCCACUGCCUCCCCCCUGCACUCACCCUCACUACUCCCUCCUGCACUCAGUGUUCUCUGCUCCCUGCUAUCCCUCCAUCAUACUCCUGCAUCUGGCUCCUCCAUCCAUCCUCACGCCCCCUCCUCUCUCCCCCAGUGCGCGGUGGGGGCUGCAGGUGCUGCUGCAUGGGAGAGGCCGCAGGUACAGACACCUUCUACACCGCAGCGCCCCGCACACCAACAGCCUCUCUGCGGGUAUAUGGACAGGAGCUCCCUGCUGCGGCUCAUCCAGGGGCAGCUUGACCCAGAGAACACAGGUUUUGUAUGUGCUGAAACCUUCGCCACUCUGGUGAGCAACCAUGAGCUGCCCCUGGACCCUGCCAAGCUGGAGAUGUUAUUUGCCCUCUCACAGGGCAACGAGGAAGGGCAAAUCUGCUACUCCCAGCUGGUGGACCUGAUAAGCAGCAAGCGAUCCAGUAGUUUUCGAAGGGCCAUCAGCAGCGGCCAAAGAGCUCUCCCCCGCGAUGUGCUGCUUGACCAGGCUGGGCUGGGAGUCUACAAGAGAUUUGUACGCUAUGUGGCUUAUGAGAUCUUGCCUGGGGAGAUGGAGAGACGCUGGUACUUCUACCAACAUCGGCCAUGUCCACCACCCAUUUUCAUGGCAGCUGUUACUCUAACACAGAUCAUCGUGUUCCUGUGUUAUGGGGUCAGACUGAACAAGUGGGUUUUACAGACAUACCACCCUGAAUUCAUGAAGAGUCCACUGGUAUACCAUCCGGGACACCGGGCACGGGCUUGGCGCUUCCUCACCUACAUGUUCAUGCAUGUCGGCCUGGAACAACUGGGAUUUAACACGCUCCUGCAGCUGAUGAUUGGCGUGCCGUUAGAGAUGGUUCAUGGGGUGCUUAGGAUCAGCUUCCUGUAUUUAGCUGGGGUGCUGGCAGGAUCCCUUGCAGUUUCUGUCACAGACAUGAGAGCCCCUUUGGUAGGAGGUUCUGGAGGAGUCUAUGCCCUCUGUUCUGCCCAUCUCGCUAAUGUUGUUUUGAACUGGGCUGGAAUGCGCUGCCCUUAUAAGGUCCUGCGGAUGGUUCUUGCAUUGGUCUGCAUGAGCUCGGAAGUGGGCCGGGCCGUUUGGCUCCGUUUCUCCCCUCCGUUACCAGCUGCCGGCCCCCAGCCCAGUUUCAUGGCCCACCUGGCAGGCGCGGCUGUUGGGGUCAGCAUGGGCUUGACCAUCUUGCGCAGCUACGAGGAGAAUCUCCAGGACCAGUGCGGGUGGUGGGUCAUCCUGCUGUGCUACGCCACCUUCCUGGCUUUCGCUAUCUUCUGGAAUGUGUUUGCUUAUGACCUGCUCGGUGUGCAAAUCCCGCAUCCCCCCUGACCCCGAUUGUGUCGCAUCCAUUAAAGAAUUCUUUGGUGCUGAAGGGGCCCUCUUCUUUCACCCCCAGCGAAGAACUAGCCUCUUGCUGCAUUGCUGGAACCUUCGGCAGUGCGGAGACUAAGAUUUAUAGACGGGACCAGAUUAUGGGGGCAGAAGGACGCCGUGUUCAUCUAAGUCCAGUAAAGCAGAGUGAUGUGAUGCCGUUUGCUAUGUAUAUACUGUAUGUGGGCAGGUGAUUUUAUAAUCUGAUUUUUAUUUUCCUUUUAAGUUAUUACUGCCUGCACAUUGAGCUCUCCGGGAGUUGGGUUAUCAUCAGGUAGCCAUACUCCAUAAUUCUACAUGUCUUUAUGCCUCCAUGAUCAAACCACUGACUCUUUCUAAGGUUAGUACUUCAUCACCAUUCCAACAACACAUCCUUGUGUUUUAUAUUUAAAAAAAAUAAUAAUAAUACAGCAAUUGAAGGGCCUCUAUUUAUCUGCCUUUAAUAAGCUUACAAAUGCCUUACAUUUCCUAUACUUAUGAACCAUCUUACCUCACACAGGCCCAGCCUCCAUAAGUGACACAAUCAUAUAGAAAGAAAAAAAAUUGGUGAAAUGGGUAACUUAAAUUGAUAGAAGGGGAGGAGUUAUUAAAGUGCCGGAUUCCGUACAAACCAUCUCAAUUCCCAAACUUUAUUAAGCCUGGCUCAAGAGCGACGCAGUGCACCUCAUUCACCAUUUGGAAGUUUGGGAUCUAAACUAGUGGAUUUAACACAUUUCUGAUCUAGAUCUAUAGUAUAUAGAUCUAAUUUAUCAUACUGGUCGGGGGAUAGCCCCCCCGUCCCCCCCCCCCAACAAAAAAAAAAGGUAUACUGCAAUUUUUCAUGUACUUCUCAUGCUAAAAAAGUGGGUUAAUUAAUGAUAUUUGGUUUAGUUAAAAUCUAAAUUUUAAGAAGACUUUCUUUUUAAAAUAUUUCAUGCUGGCUGAAAAAGUGCUCCCAAUUAAACUAUUAUAUCUCUAUAGAUAUGUAUCUUAGAUACACACGUGCGCACAAACUAUCAAAGAGUCCCAGGUGCCAAGUCACCUCAGUCCACCCGCUCUGACUAGCUCUGUUCCCUCUUUCCGCCAUUGUGUCUUUCCCAUCUCUCUCGCACCCCAGGUAGACGGGACAGUCCUUAGAAAAUUAGCACACUUUAAGAAGACUUUCAGAUCCCGCAUUACCUAGACUUGCCCAUAGACGAUGACCACGAUGUUUCUUGUUUUCGUUUUCCAGAAUAUGCACUAAAAGUGCACGGUGUCAGUAAAUGAAGUAUUGCUAAUAAAUGCUCUGGCACAGCACAGUGAAUGUUUUCCUGGUAAAGGUAGGCGGCCGGUGAUAUGGCAGUGAUUGUGGAACUACAAAUCUCAGCAUCCCUGGCCAGCCACAGGCUGACAUUUCUUGCUCUAAUGCAGACAUAUUAUACAAAUAUGGAGGGUGUAAUGUCCCAUUAUCUAUACAAUAUUAUAUAUCUCAAUCAUACACCACACCUGCAUCCUCAUUAGUCUGACACAUACCCAUAUUAUGCCCUAUUCAGCUACAUCUUAUGCUGAGUGUGUGGAACCAAGCAGCCAGAGCCUAGUGUCGCCAUUACCUCAUGUAUCAUUAUAUCAGCUGUGGGGCUAGAAAAGACAUACUGUAUAUAUGGCGCAAUGGGGGGUUGAGAUUAACUUAAUCUAGCAAUUAGGUCCUCAGUGGAAGAUUACCUGAUGAAAACCCAUCUCAACACUUUACUUGUACUCACAAAGUUGCCUCAAUCUUUCGGCCUCUCAUUACCAUGUCCGCCAUUUUUGUAGCUGGCAUUUCUGUCAUUACAUUGGUCCCCAAAUGUUAAUUUGAAGUUUACCAGCUUGAACAAUCCACUGUGUACAGUCAUCCAAAAACUCGUAAUUGUCUUUUGAAAUAUCUUCAACCGAAUAUACAGUAUAUUGUGCUACUACAGUUGAUAGAACAUGUAAGGUCGCAGUGUGACACUCCACCAUUUUUUUUUUUACCUCUUAUUGUAAAAGUGACUUGUAGUAACUGUGAUCAGCAGUGGGGAGGGCAUUUCUUAAAUCGGUGCAGUGUUGCUGCGGUAACCCAUGGCAAUUACAGUCUGACAUUUCCUAAGUCUGGAGCUGGGAGCCAAGUCGCCAUCGGUUGCUAUGGGUUACAUCAUUCUGUGCACCAGUUUCCAUAACUGUGCUGCGAUUGUAUUAUUUAUUUAUUGCUAUGUCUAAAUAUUUUGUUGAAGGCAGCCACAAACCAGGUGAAACGCGUGCAGAUUACCUGUAUGUACUGUAUGGGACACUAGGAAAAAGGUUUUGUAGUCUAUAGCAACCGAUCACUCCCUGUCAUUACUGCACUACAAAAAUGACAGAAUCCGAUUGGGUGCUGUGGGUUACCGUUUCCUCUGUCCCAAUAUACAGAAAUUGCUGUUUUUGUUUAUUUUUUUGUAAGGAUUCUAAGUUAUAUUUGCUUGACAGGUGAACAAGAAUAAUAACAGGCUUUUAAAACAUUCGGAUUUCCAGGUAGAUUCCGGUCACAGAUUAAUUGUUAGCCUGCAAAACUAUUAUAUCAUCUCAGACGGACAGGCAGCGAUUAUGUAUCAGACGCAAGAGUCACAAGUCCAUUAUAGGGAGGACAAAAAAAGAGAGUUGAUACCAUAAAGCUUUAUUUAUUUAGAUUUCUAGACUCUGGCUAUAAAAAAGAGCCACAGACAAAAAAAAAAAGUAUUUGAAAAGUAUACAGAUAUAUAUAUAUAGAUAUAACAGUAUAAAAAAAAAAAAAAAAACUAUAUAAAAAAGUAACAAAGAAAAAAAAAGUAAUAAUUAAAGUAUACUCUGGACAAUUAUUGGAAUGUAAGUGAGAUAACAAUAUUCAAGAACGCCAGAUUUUGUACCCUGUUCAUCCCCCGGACAUCUAACCCUUGAUACAAUAGUGCCAAAAUCAAUUCCUAUAUAUACAGGACACAGAUUUAACCUCAAAAAAUAAGAUUUUACUUACCGAUAAAUCUAUUUCUCGGAGUCCGUAGUGGAUGCUGGGGUUCCUGAAAGGACCAUGGGGAAUAGCGGCUCCGCAGGAGA